Rhagoletis pomonella (apple maggot) is the source of this 697-nucleotide messenger RNA. Its product is annotated as progestin and adipoQ receptor family member 3-like. The record is from RefSeq and is a predicted model, not a curated record. Gene Ontology annotation, molecular function: signaling receptor activity. Gene Ontology annotation, cellular component: membrane. Lineage: Eukaryota; Metazoa; Arthropoda; Insecta; Diptera; Tephritidae.
UUUCAGACCCUCCGCAUUAUUUAUUCUGUGAUUGCUUUAUGCAUGUUUGGCUUGGCGAUGCUAGUGCAAAUUCCCAAGCUGAAUGUCUCAUUGGAUGCGAAGAUUGGAGUGCUGGUACUGUGGGCCGCCUACGGCAUAAUACCGUUGGCGCACUGGACUUAUGUGAUGGGUGGAUUCGACAACGAGUUGGUGCGGCUAAUGGUGCCACGCAUAAUUAUCAUGUACGGCUGGUGUGCUCUCGCCUUCGUCAUCUAUGCUGCGAAGAUACCCGAACGUUGGCUUACCGGUAAAGUGGACUAUGUUGGACAUUCGCACAAUUGGUGGCAUCUAUUCAUUUUGGCUGCUUUCUAUCACUGGCACAAUACUGGUAUUGUAUAUGCGGAAUAUCGUGUGAAUAACGGUUGCAGUCUGCCCACAUUAACGUAGAUCGUUAAAUUUUAACUAAAUUUUAUAGUAAUAUACAUUUUUUCGUUUAUGCACAACGCGUGGGCAUAUCUAUGAAAAAAAAUGAAGUUAUUACUUUGUGAUUUUUGCCUACAAAGCAUUCAGUGAGGCACUAAAACACCGGCUAGUUAUCAUCGUACCUUCAUCCAAACAAAAGCAUAUGAAUUCCUUUGUACUUAGUUUUAAUUGAAAAUCUAGUUCACUUACUCAUUAUUUAGUUUUAAUGCACAUUUGUAAAUAAUUAUAUUCGAAA